Ilex paraguariensis (yerba mate) is the source of this 2047-nucleotide messenger RNA. NCBI's taxonomy places the organism in Eukaryota, Viridiplantae, Streptophyta, Magnoliopsida, Aquifoliales, Aquifoliaceae. The record is from the annotation of a GenBank genome assembly.
AUGGGAGAUGAAGGAGUUAACAAUGACAGCACCGCACAAGUUGAGAAGAAGCACAACCAGGACCACACCACCACCACCACCACCACCAAUCUGAAAGAGCGGAAGGUCUCAUGGGCAAAGCUGCGCCGAGUGGACUCUCUUAAUUUGGAGGCUGGAAGAGUUUCUUCUACUCCAAACCAUAGCUCCAAGGCAGAUUGGAAGAGGACAUUGAGUUUGGCAUUUCAGAGCAUAGGAGUAAUAUAUGGUGAUAUAGGGACGUCUCCUCUCUACGUGUUUUCCAGUACUUUCCCAGAUGGGAUUCACAACACCGAUGACAUUUAUGGGGUGUUGUCCUUCAUCAUCUAUACCAUAGCUCUCAUCCCCUUGCUCAAGUAUGUCUUCAUAGUAUUGUGGGCCAACGACAAUGGCGAUGGCGGGACAUUUGCACUCUACUCCUUGAUAUGUCGGUAUGCAAAGGUCAGCCUAAUUCCAAAUCAACAACCAGAGGACAGGGAGCUAUCCAACUAUAGACUGGACACACCAUCCAACCAAUUGAAAAGAGCUCAAAAGAUCAAGCAGAAGCUAGAGAGCAGCAAAAUUGCAAAAAUAGUGCUCUUCCUGGUCACCAUCCUGGGAACAUCCAUGGUAAUUGGCGAUGGGGUUCUAACUCCAUGCAUCUCAGAUCCAAUUUACUGGCCAACAUUUGUUGUGGCUGUUGCUGCGGCUAUUAUUGCAAGCCAAGCAAUGAUAUCUGGAGCCUUUGCAAUUAUCUCUCAGUCCUUAAGACUAGGUUGUUUUCCAAGGGUUAAGGUUGUUCAUACUUCUGCCAAGUAUGAGGGCCAGGUUUACAUACCAGAAAUCAACUACUUGCUUAUGGUUGCUUGUGUUAUCGUCACUUUUGCCUUCAAGACCACUGAAAAGAUCGGCAAUGCAUAUGGAAUCGCCGUUGUGGCUGUAAUGGUGAUCACAACAUGUAUGAUCACCCUUAUAAUGCUAGUUGUAUGGAAGACAAGCAUAUGGUGGAUUUCUCUGUUCUUUGUGGUGUUUGGUUCUAUAGAGUUCAUUUAUUUAUCUUCUGUCCUGUACAAAUUCAAACAGGGUGGCUUCCUCCCACUGGCCUUUUCUCUUGUGCUGGUGAUAGUAAUGGGAAUAUGGCAUUAUGUACACAAACAGAGAUACAUGUUUGAGCUCAAUAACAAGGUUUCCAGUGAUUACAUCCGAGACUUGGCAAAAAACCAGGAUCUAAUCCGUGUUCCUGGAAUUGGACUAUUGUACUCUGAGCUUGUACAGGGCAUUCCUCCUAUAUUUCCUCACUUCAUCUCCAACAUACCCUCCAUCCAUUCAGUUCUUGUUUUAGUCUCAAUAAAGUCCAUUCCAAUCAGUAAAGUGGCACUGGAGGAAAGGUUCUUAUUUCGGCAGGUUGAGCCAAGAGAUUACCGAAUGUUUCGUUGUGUGGUGAGAUACGGAUACAAGGAUAAGAUUCUUGAACCCAAGGAGUUCGAACAACAGCUGGUGGAGCACUUGAAGGAGUUCAUCAGGCACGAACACUUCAUUCUUGAAGGUGGGCUCAAUGAACAAAUGGCUGAGCCAAUAAACAAUGAGCACUCUUCUCCAUUAGUGAAAGAUGCAAAAGUAAGAGGAUCCAGUCCAUCCACAGUUCACAUUGAGGAAUCCUUGCAACAGCAAGACAUGUCACGUUUCUCUUCAAGCUCCAUUCAGUCAUUCAACGCAGCUAAGUCAACACACUCUUCAAGUCGAACCAUCACUGGGCGUAUCCAGGAAGCUGAAGAAGAGAUCCAGUUCGUGCAGAAAGCAAUGGACAUAGGAGUAGUUUAUCUUAUUGGAGAAGCAGAAGUGAUUGCAAAACAAAAUUCAUCAGUACUCAAGAAGAUUGUUGUCAACUAUGCCUACAACUUCCUGAGGAAGAAUUUCAGGCAGGGAGAGAAAGUCAUAGCAAUUCCUCGGACCAGACUUCUGAGGGUUGGAAUGACCUAUGAGAUAUAAGAUACAAGCCUACAUUUAAAAAAUCAAAGGUAGUGCUAUGCUUUGAUACUUCAAAGUUUCUGAU